UCGGUUGGACGGCUCCGAGUAAAGGUGUCGCAAUACCAGUAUCGCUUAUACUAACCAUUACCUACACACAUUUUUAUUAUUUCAAUUUACUAUUUGCUAGUGCUUAUUUAGUAUUUUUCAGUUUAUAAAGUUUUGUGAAAUAUUCUAGUUAAGUGUACGUCGGUAUAGUGAAAGUGUUAAUAUUUUUCUAUAGUAAUAUGGUGUUUUGACGGAUUAACAGUCUCACUUAAGAAAAACAAAGAUUCAUCCAGCUGGCAUGAGGAUUAAAAUAUAUGCGGCCAUUUUAUUGGUCGUCACUCUUCCAUACGUCUUGUCACAGAUUCAGACUCCUGGAACCGGGCUAUUUUCUUGUCCAUCGGGAUGGGAGCUCAAAGGGCUACAUUGUUACAAAUUUUUCAGCAUAAAGCAUUCGUGGGAAAAUGCUGCCCAACUGUGCAACAGGUAUGGCAGUGACUUGGUAUUAAUUGAGUCAUACACGGAAAAUAACUACACUGCGUCAUUGGCGAGAAGAAGUCUAGGGCCAGUAGAUAGAAACAAUCAGAAAUAUUGGUUGGGAUUGGCUUCGUUAGACGAUCUUCGAACGAAUACUUUAGAAUACGCUGGUGGAGUUUUAGUGUCACAAUAUUCCGGAUUUUGGUCAUUGUCUCAACCAGAUCCAUCAUCUGGAGAAUGCGUUGACGUGACUGUGACCGAUGAACAACAGUCGUGGGAGUUGCAAACGUGCGAAUCUCUAUUGCCAUUUUUAUGCAGAGCUAAUGCCUGUCCAACAGGCUCGUUUCACUGCUCAAACGGACGUUGCGUCAAUUCAGCAUUCAAAUGUGACAAGCAGAAUGAUUGUGGUGAUUGGUCAGAUGAACUGGAUUGCACUUCAAACUGCCAUUAUUAUAUGGCCAACAGCGGUGACGUUGUUGAAUCUCCCAAUUAUCCACACAAAUAUGAAGCCCUGUCUAAUUGUAAAUGGACAUUGGAAGGACCACAAGGCCAUAAUAUAUUAUUACAGUUCCAAGAAUUUGAAACGGAGAAGUCAUUUGAUACUGUACAAAUUCUGGUUGKCGGUCGUACUGAAGAUAAGGCAGUUAAUUUAGCAACACUUUCUGGAAAAAUGGACUUGAGUAACAAAAUGUUUGUAUCGGCUUCUAAUUUCAUGAUUGUCAAAUUUAGCUCAGAUGCUUCAGUAGAACGUAAAGGCUUCAGGGCUUCGUGGAAAACAGAACCGCAAGUAUGUGGUGGUAAUUUAAGAGCAACAACACAACCACAACCUUUAACUUCACCCGGAUUUCCUAAUAAUUAUCCUGGUGGUUUGGAAUGCUUGUACACAAUCACUGCUCAAGCUGGAAGAAUCAUUACUCUCGAGAUUGAAGAUUUAGAAUUACAACAAAACAGAGACUUUGUAUUGAUUAGAGAUGGAGAUUCGCCAAAAAGUCAACCAAUUGGACGUUUAACAGGAACGUUGGAAAACAAUCCUAGGUUAUUAAUGUCUACCGGAAACCAAAUGUAUUUAUACUUCAAAACAAGUUUAGGUGAUAGCAAAAAAGGUUUCAAAAUUAAAUACUCACAAGGUUGUAAAGCCACUAUAACCGCUGCUAAUGGAACAAUUGCUUCACCUACUUUUGGUUUAUCAAAUUACCCAAGCAAUUUAGAAUGUCUCAUUAAAAUCAAGAACCCAUCUAUGAGUCCAUUAUCACUGAAAUUCGAUUCGUUUGUCUUACAUCAAUCUGAUUACGUACAAGUUUAUGAUGGAGCAAGUACUAGUGGACUAAGACUUCAUCCAAAUAAUGGUUUUACUGGAAGUACUCCACCUAAGAUUACACUUACAGCGGCCAGCGGAGAGAUGUUAGUACGAUUUGUAACAGACGCAUUACACAACCAAAAAGGAUGGCAUGCAACAUUCUCAGCUGAUUGUCCAACAUUGAAGCCUGGUGAAGGAGCGUUAGAAUCAAAUAGAGACACUGCUUUUGGAACAACUGUUACUUUCUCAUGUCCUGUAGGACAAGAGUUUGCAACAGGAAAAUCAAAAAUCACGACUGAAUGUUUAAUUAGUGGUAAYUGGUCAAUUUCCUACAUCCCAAAAUGUCAAGAGGUGUAUUGCGGUCCCGUUCCACAAAUCGAUAAUGGGUUUUCAAUCGGUUCAACUAAUGUUACUUACCGAGGUCAAGCAAUGUAUCAGUGUUAUGCAGGAUUUGCCUUUCCAUCCAACGAGCCAAUCGAAAAAGUAUCAUGUCUUGCAGAUGGGCGAUGGGAAAGAUUACCAACAUGUUUAGCUUCUCAAUGUCCACCACUUCCGGAAACACCACAUGCCAAUUUCACGGUUUUAAACGGUGGCGGACGAAGUUAUGGAACCAUAGUGCGGUUCCAGUGCGAGUCAGGAUAUGUUCGAUCAGGACAUCCUGUAGUACUUUGUAUGAGUAAUGGAACGUGGUCUAGUGGAGUUCCAGUCUGUUCUCGUGCGGAGUGUCAUGUACUACCUGAAAUUCAAAAUGGAUUCGUUAUUGAUCAAACGCGUAAAUACUUGUAUGGAGAUGAAGCUCGUGUACAAUGUCAUCGGGGAUUCAAAUUAACUGGGGGACCAUCGAUAAUAAAAUGCGGAGCUAAUCAAACUUUUUUAAAUGUACCAAAAUGUGAAGAUGUAAACGAGUGUGCCGCUAGUCAAUGUGAUUUAUCAUCGACAGAAUGUGUCAAUAGCUUAGGAGGGUUCCACUGCCGUUGUAAGACUGGUUUCGCACCCACUAUGGAAUGCAGACCAGUUGGAGAUCUGGGUCUAAUUAGUGGAGGAAUUUCAGAUGAUUCUAUCACUGUAUCUGGAUCUGAACCUUCAUUUACCAAAGAGAUGAUAAGAUUAAAUACGAUGCGUGGAUGGUGUGGCACGAAUGUUGAACCUGGAGACAAUUGGGUUUUGAUUGAUUUAAAAGCACCAACAGUAAUACGAGGCUUUAGAUCACAAGGUGUAAUGAGAGGAUCUAACAAAAUUGCAUUCUCUUCAGCUAUAAGAAUUCAAUAUUCGAAUAAUCUGACUGAUGUGUUUAGGGAUUAUACCAAUCCCGAUGGUACACCAGUGGAAUUCCGCAUUUUAGAACCUAGUUUGUCAGUGCUCAAUUUUCCAAUGCCCAUUGAAGCUCAAUAUAUUAAACUAAAAAUUCAAGAUUACGUCGUGGCUCCUUGUUUAAAACUUGAAUUAGUUGGUUGUACUAGAUUAGAUUGUGUUGACGUGAACGAAUGUUCAGUUAACAAUGGUGGAUGUCAGCAAAAAUGUAUUAACAGUCCUGGAAGUUAUGCUUGUUCCUGUAAUAUUGGAUAUGAACUGUAUGUAAAGAAUGGAACUGCUGGAUUUUUUAUAAAUGAAUUUGAAUCUGGAGAAAGAGAUGGUGACGUAUACCAAAGAAAUAAGACCUGUGUUCCAGUUAUGUGUCCCAAUUUACAAGCACCUGAAAAUGGCGUGGUUCUUUCGACAAAAGAAUCUUAUCAUUUUGGAGAUUUAGUGAACUUCCAGUGUAAAUUCGGAUACGUGAUGGCUGGAUCAGCAUCUCUUUUAUGUACAUCCACUGGAGCAUGGAAUGGAACAGUACCUCAAUGUCAAUCUGCAAAAUGUGUAUCUCUUCCUGAUGAUAAGAUUGAAGGUCUUAAAGUAAGUCGAUUUGAAAAAGAUGCAGUACUCGUGCCAUUCAGAGAAAAUGUUACAUUAAAAUGUGAAAACCCGGGACGAACUCUUCGAGGAACUGCAACUUCUGGCUUUAGACAAUGUGUUUAUGAUCCAAAACCAGGUUUCCCCGAAUAUUGGCUAUCUGGAGCAACUCCAUCAUGCCCGAGAGUAGACUGUGGUGUACCAAUGCCUACAGCUGGAGCUGAAUAUGGAAAUUUCAAAGAUACUAGAUAUCAAUCAUCUUUCUUCUUUGGUUGUCAAGAUACAUUCAAACUUGCUGGACAGACCGAUAAGAAUGAUAAUGUAGUGCGUUGUCAAGCAAAUGGUAUUUGGGAUUUCGGAGAUUUAAGAUGUGAAGGUCCCGUGUGUCAAGACCCUGGAAGACCUACAGAUGGUUAUCAAGUAGCCUCAAGCUAUGAACAAGGCUCCGAAGUACAAUUUGGAUGUAAUAAACCUGGCUACAUAUUAAUUAAUCCAAGACCUAUUACAUGUAUCCGAGAGCCUGAAUGUAAGGUUAUCAAACCAUUAGGUUUGACUUCUGGUAGAAUUCCAGAUUCAGCUAUUAAUGCAACAUCAGAAAGGCCAAAUUAUGAAGCUCGUAACAUUCGUUUGAAUUCAGUUACUGGUUGGUGUGGUAAGCAAGAAGCAUUUACUUAUGUUAGCGUUGACUUGGGACAAGUAUACAGAGUCAAGGCCAUCCUCGUGAAAGGUGUAGUUACCAAUGAUAUCGUAGGGCGUCCAACCGAAAUUCGCUUCUUUUACAAACAAGAAGAAAAAGAAAAUUUCGUUGUAUACUUCCCAAAUUUCAAUUUAACAAUGAGAGAUCCUGGAAACUUUGGUGAAUUGGCUAUGAUUACUUUACCAAAAUAUGUGCAAGCACGAUUUGUCAUCUUAGGAAUUGUUAGCUAUAUGGAUAAUGCUUGUUUGAAAUUUGAAUUGAUGGGUUAUAACGAACCUCCGGUAUUCCAAAAUUGUCCAACUCAACCGAUCAUAGUACGUCGUGGACCUAAUGGAAUAGAACCAGUUAAUAUGACAGAACCAGUACCAGUUGACAACAGUGGUAGCAUUGCAAGACUUGAAGUGAAACCGCAAAGUUUUAAAUUACCAUUCUAUACAUUCCAAGAUACAGCAGUAAAAUACGUUGCAUUUGAUUUUGACGGAAAUGUAGCCAUCUGUGAAAUAAACAUCACAGUUACAGAUGAAACCCCGCCACAAUUGAGUUGUCCCCAAAGUUACGUUAUUGAAUUAGUGAACAAACAAGACAAUUAUGUAGUAAACUUUAAUGAAACUCGUAGACGAAUUAAUGUAUCAGAUGCUUCUGGUGAAGUCACGCUUACAUUUAAUCCAGACCGAGCUUCGAUUGCUAUUGGAGAUUAUGAAAAUGUAACAGUUACAGCAGCUGAUAAAUUUGGAAACAAAGCUACUUGUUAUUUCCAGGUUUCUGUACAAGCAACUCCUUGUGUUGAUUGGGAUCUUAAGCCACCUUCAAAUGGAGCAUUAAAUUGUCUGCCAUCUGAUGAUAGUGGUUUAGAGUGUAUAGCUACUUGCAAAGCUGGAUUUAGAUUUACCGAUGGCCAACCAACAAAAUCAUUUACUUGUGAACAAAGAAGUCAAUGGUCACCWUCUUCAGUUGUACCAGAUUGUGUAUCUGAAGACACACAUCAAGCUGAUUAUCACGUGGUGCCAUCAAUAAUUUAUCGUGCUAAUGGCGCAGUCCCAUCUUUAUGUUUAAGACAAUACGCUGACAUUUUGAGCCAACAUUAUGGACCUCUUAAUGAUAUUUUGACAGAAAGAUGUUCUGCUGUUAAAGUUAACAUGAAUGUAUCAUUCAUUGAUACUAAACCACAACUAUUAGAUGAAAACUUAGUUCAGAUUGAUUUUGUAUUAGGAGUUUUACCAGAAGUUAGACAGCCUCAAUUAUAUGAUUUCUGUGGGUCAACUUUGAAUUUAGUUUUUGAUCUUAGUGUUUCAUAUGCUAGUGCUGCUAUAGAACCACUGUUAAAUAUAUCAGCAGUAGCUAAUCAAUGUCCUCCAUUGAAGGCUCUUAGAUCAUCUGUAUCUAAAGGAUUCACUUGUAAUAUUGGCGAAGUACUUAAUAUGGACACUAAUCAAGUGCCUCGAUGCUUGCAUUGUCCGGCCGGAACUUAUGCUGGAAUCAAACAAACAUCGUGUAUGCCAUGUGCCCGUGGCUACUACCAAGAUACAGCUAGACAAGGUGCUUGUAUGAAAUGUCCUAAUGGAACAUACACUAAGGAAUUGGGAUCAAAAAGUUUGAAAGAUUGUAUUCCUGUGUGUGGAUAUGGAACUUAUUCACCGACAGGACUUGUUCCUUGUCUCGAAUGUGCUAGAAAUAGUUAUACAUCAGAGCCACCUACUUCUGGUUUCAAGGAAUGUAUAUCAUGUCCACCUAACAUGUUUACAUACCAACCUUCUGCUCCAAACAAAGAUUUUUGCAGAGCUAAAUGUCCUCCUGGUCAGUAUUCAGAAACUGGUUUAGCGCCCUGCUCACCAUGUCCUCCAAACUACUAUCAAGCGGGAAGUGGACAAACUGCGUGUUUGGGAUGUCCUACAAAUACAAAAACCAAAGGAUCUGGAGCUGCAGGACGAGAUGAAUGUCAAUCUAUCGUUUGCACCGAAAGUUCAUGUUUACAUGGUGGGCUUUGUGUACCACUCGGUCAUGGAAUACAAUGUUUCUGUCCAGCUGGRUUUUCAGGAAAACGUUGUGAAAUCGACAUAGACGAAUGUGCUUCUCAGCCAUGUUUCAAUGGAGGUUCAUGUAUAGAUCUUCCUCAAGGUUACCGUUGCCAGUGCAAAAAUGGAUUUAGUGGAAUAAACUGUCAAGAAGAGAAAUCUGACUGUAGGAACGAUACAUGUCCCGAAAGAGCAAUGUGCAAAGAUGAACCAGGGUUAGGCAACUUUACUUGCCUUUGUCGUAGUGGCUACACAGGACAAAAUUGUGAUAUGACGAUUGAUCCAUGCAUGGAAACAUUAAGCCCAUGUAAGAACUCAGCUACUUGUACAGCAUUGAAACAAGGUAGAUACAAAUGUGAAUGUAAGCCUGGUUGGGAAGGUGAACAUUGUGAUAUAAACAUCGAUGACUGCGCAGAACGACCAUGCCUUUUGGGAGCGGCUUGUACAGAUCUCAUUAAUGAUUUCAAGUGCGCGUGCCCACCAGGUUUUACGGGAAAACGUUGUGAAACAAAAAUUGAAAUAUGCGCGGCUAACCCAUGUCAAAAUGGUGUGUGCAUUGAUAGAUUAUUCAGUCAUCAAUGUGUUUGUCAUCCGGGAUGGACUGGUGCUGCUUGUGAAAUUAACAUUGAUGAUUGUGCCAGUAACCCGUGUGGAAACGAUGGAGAAUGUACAGACAUGGUGAAUGGUUAUUCUUGUACUUGUGACGUUGGUUAUACUGGUAAAAGAUGUCAACAUUUGAUCGAUGAUUGUGCUUCGGGACCAUGUCAAAAUGGAGGAUCGUGUGUUGACAUGUUGGACGGAUUUAUGUGUCGCUGUAGACCUGGUUACUUAGGUCUUCAAUGUGAAGCUGGAAUUGACGAAUGUCUAAGUGAUCCAUGCAGUCCCGAAGGUACAGAACAAUGUUUAGAUUUGGACAACAAUUACAAGUGUGUAUGCCAUUCCGGAUACACUGGAAAUAUGUGUGAAAAKAACAUUGAUGAUUGCGCUUCUUCACCAUGCAUGAACAACGGUAAAUGUUACGAUGGUGUUAACACGUUCUCUUGCCAAUGUCCACCUGGCUGGACUGGAAAACGAUGUGAAAUCGAUUUAAGCUCAUGCCAGAGUAAACCAUGUUAUAACGACGCAACGUGUAUUAAUUUGUUCCAAGACUAUUUCUGUGUAUGUCCAUCAGGAACUGACGGAAAGCAGUGUGAGACUGCACCAGAACGUUGUAUUGGUAAUCCAUGUAUGCACGGUGGUAGAUGUCAAGAUUUUGGAUCUGGAUUGAAUUGCACGUGUCCGAGUGAUUAUGAUGGAAUCGGUUGCCAAUAUGAGUUUGAUGCUUGUCAAGCUAAUACAUGUAAAAAUGGAGCGACAUGUAUUGAUAACGGUCCGGGGUACAAGUGCAUCUGUCCACCUGGAUUUAUGGGUAAAAAUUGUGAUGAAGAUAUAGUUGACUGCAAAGAAAACUCAUGUCCACCUACAGCUACUUGUAUCGAUCUUACCAAUAAGUUCUAUUGCCAGUGUCCAUUUAAUUUGACGGGAGAUGAUUGUAGAAAAACUAUCCAAGUUGAUUACGAUUUUAGUUUCCCGGACGAGACACUAAGUAGUGCAGCUUUAACAGUUCCAUUCCAAUUCACAGGAUCCAGAGAUAGUUUCACUAUUGCUAUGUGGGUUCAAUAUGCACAAAAAGACGAACCAGGAAUAUUCUUCACGCUUUACAGUGUCACGUCUCCUCAUGUAGUACAGGGUCAACGAGUACUUAUACAAGCUCAUUCUAGUGGUGUUGAGGUAUCAAUUUUCCCAGAACUUCAAGAUGUGUUUUUGGCUUUCCACGAAUACACUACUAUUAACGAUGGACAGUGGCAUCACAUUGCAAUCGUGUGGAAUCAAGGUACACUAACUUUGAUCACCGAAGGAUUAAUCGCAAGUAAAAUGGAAGGUUACGGAACAGGCAGGAAGUUACCAGAAUUCGGUUGGACUGUGUUAGGAAAGCCAAGGAUGGACAGAAAAACAUUUACAGAAGCUGGUUUUAAGGGUCAGCUGAACAAAGUACAAAUUUGGGGACGGGCUCUUGAUAUCACUAAUGAAGUGCAGAAACAAGUUCGUGAUUGUAGAACCGAGCCAGUACUCUACCAAGGAUUAGUUCUCACGUGGGCAGGUUUCGAUGAUAUCCAAGGGGGCGUUGAAAGAAUCGUUCCUUCGAAAUGCAGUCAACACUCUUGCCCAGCUGGAUACACUGGACCGAACUGCGAACAGCUUCAAGUCGAUAAAAAACCACCCCAAGUUGAAUAUUGUCCAGGUGAUCUCUGGGUAAUUGCGAAAAAUGGUUCAGCAGUUGUCAAUUGGGAUGAACCAAGAUUUACUGAUAAUGUUGAAGUAGUAAGAGUUGAGGAGAAGAACGGCCAUAAACCUGGACAAACACUCCUUUGGGGAACUUAUCGUAUCGCAUAUGUGGCAUUUGACGAAGUUGGUAAUGCUGCUGUAUGCUCUUUUAGARUAUAUGUUCUAUCUGAAUUUUGUCCAACGCUGGCAGAUCCAAUUGGUGGAAAGCAACAAUGUAAAGAUUGGGGUUCCGGUGGACAGUUCAAAGUGUGUGAAAUCAGUUGUAAUCCAGGAUUAAGGUUCUCACAAGAAGUUCCUAAAUUCUACACGUGUGGUGCUGAAGGUUUCUGGAGACCCACCAUAGAUCCUGCUUACCCGACAAUCUAUCCUGCAUGUUCAGCAUCUAAACCAGCUCAACGAGUGUUCAAGGUCGACAUGAAAUUCCCUACGUCAGUACUAUGUAAUGAAGCGGGACAAGGAGUGCUGAAACAAAAAGUCAGAAAUGCAAUAAAUACGUUGAACAGAGAAUGGAACCUCUGUUCGUAUUCCAUUAAAGGAACACGCGAGUGCAAAGAUUUGAAUAUCGAAGUGAAAUGUGAUCAUCGGUCUUCGAGGCCAACUAGAAAUGUAGAAAACGACGAAAGUGAUUCUGCUGUCGCAAUAAGAGAGAAGAGGCAAGCCAGCGACACAUACUCGGUGCAGAUUUCGUUCCCAGCUAUCAAUGAUCCCGUGGUCAACAGUAACUCGAACCAAAGAGCAAACAUUCAAAGGCUAUUGGAAAAACUCAUAUUGGAAGAAGAUCAAUUUGACGUGCACGAUAUUCUACCGAACACAGUCCCAGACCCAGCUUCUCUGAACUUGGAAUCUGAUUAUGCUUGUCCCAUUGGAGAAGUGGUUAUGGCACCAGACUGCGUCCCGUGUUCCGUGGGAAGUUACUACGAAAAAGAAACGAAAAAAUGCGUACCGUGCAUGGUGGGUUCGUACCAAAGCGAAUCCGGUCAAUUACAGUGUUCAGUGUGCCCAGCAAUCGCGGGAAGGCAAGGUGUGACCGUGUCGACGGGAGCUAGGUCGGCAUCGGAGUGCAAAGAAAGGUGUCCAGCAGGCAAGUACUACGACGACGAGGCUGGUCUGUGCAGAAGUUGCGGUUAUGGCUUUUACCAGCCAUCAGAAGGAAGUUUCAAAUGCCUACUGUGUGGCCUUGGCAAGACUACGAGGACCACAGAGGCAGUGUCCCGAGAGGAAUGUCGAGACGAAUGUGCGGAUGGCAUGCAUUUGGGUAUCGAAGGGGAAUGUGAACCGUGUCCUAGAGGCACUUACCGAACUCAAGGYGUCGAACCGGCAUGUCAACAAUGUCCCGCUGGUAGAACCACCAAGCAAUCAGGAGCUUCUAGCAUUGAGGAAUGCUCUUUGCCAGUCUGCGUUCCAGGAACGUACUUGAACGCGACCCAGAAUAGUUGCAUCUCGUGCAAGAAGGGCACUUAUCAACCCGCCACGCAGCAGACCAACUGUUUGCCGUGUCCGCCAAACAUGAGCACCAARACCGUGGCUGCCACGAGCAAGUCUGAAUGCUGGAACCCGUGCGAGGCGAACGUGGCUGGCAAGCACUGCGACGCCAACGCCGACUGUCUGCUGAUACCGGAGACGUCAGACUUCAAAUGCGAAUGCCGUCCCGGAUUCAACGGAACCGGUAAGGUGUGCAAAGACGUGUGCGACGGCUACUGUGAGAAUAAGGGCACGUGCGUCAAGGACCUGCGCGGUCAACCGUCGUGCCGUUGCGUCGGGUCGUUCAUCGGACCCCACUGUGAGGACAAGUCCGACUUCGCGUACAUCGCCGGUGGCAUCGCGGCCACCGUCGUGUUCCUCAUCGUCAUCGCACUGUUCGUGUGGAUGAUCUGCGCUCGAUCGGAGCGUGUCAAAGAGCCCAAGAAGCUGAUGGCCCAGACCAAUGACCAGACGGGGUCCCAGGUMAACUUCUACUAUGGCGCGGCCCCGUACGCCGAGUCCAUAGCGCCGUCUCAUCACUCUACGUACGCACAUUACUACGACGACGAGGAGGACGGCUGGGAGAUGCCUAACUUCUACAACGAGACGUACAUGAAAGAGGGUCUGCACAACGGUAAGAUGAACAGCUUGGCCAGGUCGAACGCCAGCAUAUACGGUAACAAAGAAGACUUAUACGACAGACUCAAGAGGCACGCUUACAACGGCAAGAAAGAUAAAAGCGAUACCGAAAGCGAAUGCCAGUGAAUAGACUAAGAAUAAUAAUUAGUUGCUCAAAAGUAAAAAAAAAAAAAAAUAUUAAUA
This is a messenger RNA of Diuraphis noxia (Russian wheat aphid), 10936 nucleotides long. It is a transcript of the gene uif, whose product is annotated as sushi, von Willebrand factor type A, EGF and pentraxin domain-containing protein uif. The record is from RefSeq and is a predicted model, not a curated record. Gene Ontology annotation, molecular function: Notch binding; calcium ion binding. Gene Ontology annotation, biological process: Notch signaling pathway. NCBI's taxonomy places the organism in Eukaryota, Metazoa, Arthropoda, Insecta, Hemiptera, Aphididae.